GUAUUCUAGUUGGACUUGCAUAUAUAUGGGGCCCACUGAAAGCACUUGUUGAAAUGAUCAAUGCAGCCAUUACAGGACCAUAUUCAUAUGAUAGAAGCCAAAGAUCAUUUGGCCAGUCCUAUACAUAUAUGCAUGGAACAGUUGGCCCGGAACAAAAUCAUGAUAGAGGGAGGCAGAAUUAUGGAUGGAAUUUUGCUUAUGACCAGUCUGAAGCAGGAGCAUCUUCUCCAUAUGAAGGCGGAACAAGAAGCACUGCUAAUAUUUCUGCAGAGGAAUUAAGGCAACGAAGACUACAAAGGUUUCAGUGAACUUCGAAUUUAUAUAGAAAUGGAUGCACACAGAGUGCUUUAAAAUAUUUUCGAUAUUUCCUAAUUUGAUAUGAUAUUAUAUACGUGACAUUCAUAGCUACCAAAUAAAACUCUAUAACAUGAAA
Messenger RNA from Penaeus vannamei (Pacific white shrimp), 433 nucleotides. The record is from RefSeq and is a predicted model, not a curated record. NCBI's taxonomy places the organism in Eukaryota, Metazoa, Arthropoda, Malacostraca, Decapoda, Penaeidae.